Messenger RNA from Ochotona princeps (American pika), 879 nucleotides. RefSeq names its product amine sulfotransferase-like. Gene Ontology annotation, cellular component: cytoplasm. NCBI's taxonomy places the organism in Eukaryota, Metazoa, Chordata, Mammalia, Lagomorpha, Ochotonidae. Gene Ontology annotation, biological process: sulfation. Bases 1 to 879 code for a protein of 292 amino acids. Gene Ontology annotation, molecular function: sulfotransferase activity. The record is from RefSeq and is a predicted model, not a curated record. The transcript is spliced from 6 exons.
AUGGACAAUUCAAGUGCAUAUUUAGUGAAUUUUAAAGGCUUUAAUUUUGAAUCCACACUCAUUGACUUGGAGUUCUUAGAAAAGUUAGAUGAUUUUAAAAUCAGAGAUGAUGAUGUCUUCAUAGUCACAUAUCCUAAAUCUGGAACCAUCUGGACUCAGCAGAUACUAAGCUUGAUUUAUUUUGAAGGGCAUCGUAAAAGAACUGAAAAUGUGGACACACUUGAUAGAGUGCCCUUUUUGGAAUACAACAUCCGCCAUAUGGACUUUGAGAAAAGACCGGCCCCUCGUCUAUUUGCUUCACAUCUGCCAUAUUAUUUAGUACCCAAAGGUCUCAAGAAGAAAAAAGCUAAAAUUAUUUAUGUCUACAGAAAUCCUAAGGAUGUUUUAAUUUCACUUUUCCAUUUUUCAAAUUUGGUGGUUAGAUUAGAAGCUGUGGAUACUUUAGAACAACUCAUGGAAAAAUUCCUAGAAGGAAAUGUUCUAGCAAAUCGUUGGUUUGAUCACAUCAGAGACUGGUAUAAACACAAGGAUGACUUCAAUAUUCUGUUCAUAAUGUAUGAAGAGAUGAAGAAGGAUCUCAGAAGUUCAGUGGUGAAAAUCAGCAGUUUUCUUGAGAAAGAACUCAGUGAAGAGGAUGUGGAUGCUAUUGUGAGACAGGCUACAUUUGAAAACAUGAAAUCUAGUCCACAAGCAAAUUAUGAUAGUAUUCUACAAAAUGAAAUUGGCGUACGAAAUGAUGGAACUUUCUUGCGUAAAGGUACUGUUGGGGAUUGGAAACAUCACUUUACUGUGGAUCAGAAUGAAAGAUUCGACAGGGUAUUCAGAGAAGAGAUGAAAGAUUUUCCCUUGAAAUUCAUCUGGGAUCUAAAUGAAAAGUAA